Molecule: messenger RNA, 1787 nt
Organism: Colossoma macropomum (tambaqui)
Lineage: Eukaryota; Metazoa; Chordata; Actinopteri; Characiformes; Serrasalmidae
Product: retinoic acid-induced protein 2
Exons: 2
Coding region: 110-1687 (525 amino acids)
Biological process (GO): animal organ development
Cellular component (GO): nucleus
Source: RefSeq, a predicted model, not a curated record
UCGGAAGGCGGUUUGUCCAGGAGGUCGAAAUAUAAAAAUGUUUGGCAAGUAAGAAAACUUGACAAACUAGGUUCACAGAAUUGCCACCACAACAUGGCGAACAUGGCGCAUGUGGGGACGUUUAAAGAGCGCAUUUAGACUGAGGUUCACGCCGAGGAGAGUAAAGAAAAAGAAGGUCAUCAUGGAGGACCUUCACAGUGAAAUUCAUCAAAACAGUGGGAUCAAAACUAAAGCAUCUGAAGGAGCAGAGGCUUUGGACAACAGGACUCUCUCUACUCAGGCCUGGAGCAACAAUUUAAAUGAACCUGCAAGACAAGCCCUUUCCACAGAUGUGGCAGUCGAAGACUCUGCCCUGUUCACCCCACUCUCAGAACCUUCACUGGGUUUAAUUUUCAAAAUGGCAACUUCUUUGCUACAACCUCUCUGCCUUGGAGGCAGUCCAGUAGUGCUGCCUGUUCAUCUGCAGGUAGCGGGGGGAGCAGACCCCCAGGUUGGUCAGACAGUAGCCUCACCAGUCAUUGCACCCAGUCCAGCCUCCCUCUCUUUACCACUUAUCUUGGAUCAGCCAGGUUUGCAAUGUUUAAGCUCCCAACUUCUCCUCCAGAGCUCAUGUCUGAUCCCAGAACAGCAGUAUCUGUCAGGAGCUGAGCAGAACCAUGGACCAUCUCAGAACCUAUCUGUGCCGUUGAGUCAACCUCAGCAUGGUGAAGAGAAAUCAGAUAUAUUGUCUCAACCCUCAGACAAUUCUGCUUUGCACUGUUCUAAAUUCACAACAGUUUUGCAAGAACCGUUUCAUUUUCUAAGAAAUUAUGGUUCCUCACCUUGUCAAGGGACCAGAUCAGUCCCAUCAAAUCCCUUCUUACCCCAAGAAUCCCCUCUGCCAUACCUCUAUACUGGGUCACCACUGGUCUCCCUUGUUCCUCCUGCCACCUUGCUAGUGCCUUAUCCACUCAUUGUCCCUUUGCCAGUGCCCCUACCUAUACCGAUCCCAAUCCCAAUCCCGGUCUCAUUUCCAGACUCCAAAGCUCUCUCUAGUUCCCCAAGUGCAGCCUAUAGUACAAAAAAGAACAAAAGCACUCAGACUUCAAAAGAUGCCUUUGGCAUUCCCACGGUGACCCACAGCACAAAGUCUGACUGUCGCUGCCUGCAGUUACCAAGGCUGCCUCUCCCUUCAAUUUCCCAGCAAGAAGUGCUUGACCUUAGAAUUAAGGUCACUCCAAUUCAAACCAAGCAAGAAGUUCAGUUUCCUCUUCCGCAAGACUCUGCUUUGGACCUGUCGGUAGCGAACAACUCAUACUUUAAGUCAUGCGCUGGCAGUAAGCUGAAAUAUUACAGGAAUAAUUCAGCAAACGAAGACCUGACAGAGCGAAUCAUUCAUCCUAUAAAGUAUUCACGAAGACAUGAGCCCAAUCACUUGAACAGUCACUCUGAUAUAGACUUUGGCACUCAGUACAAAUGGACAAAGGAACGGUACUUUUCUGAAAACACAGCAAAGUCUGCAGGCCAGAAUAGCAGAGUUAUAGGCCCACUGCAGACGCCUGCUGUCUUCUGUGAGAAAUUAGUAAGGCAGCCACAGGAACACAUAUUAAAGAACAGAGUGGUCAAGCUAAAGAGAAUGACCUCUCAAAGUAUGAAUAUUCACCCGGUCAAGAAACAGCAUGUGGCAACAUUUCGUCCUACCAAAUAGACAUAUUUCUGAUUCUUAUUACAACAUACUACAGUUCAAUUAUAGGAAUCCUGUUCAGAAUUUCAGUGUAAUUUCCUGAGUCAGAAUUGUUCACAACGGU